Messenger RNA from Aspergillus costaricaensis CBS 115574, 327 nucleotides. RefSeq lists its product as uncharacterized. Lineage: Eukaryota; Fungi; Ascomycota; Eurotiomycetes; Eurotiales; Aspergillaceae. The transcript has 2 exons. Gene Ontology annotation, biological process: mitochondrial outer membrane translocase complex assembly; protein insertion into mitochondrial outer membrane. Gene Ontology annotation, cellular component: mitochondrial outer membrane. The coding region runs from base 1 to 327 and encodes 108 amino acids. The record is from RefSeq and is a predicted model, not a curated record.
AUGGUCUCCUCCCAAGACAAACACUACUCCUCCGCCUCAGAUGACGACGUCGCUUCCCUCCCAUCCGAAUCUACCUCCGCUUCGGACCUCGACUCCCUCGACUCGGACUACUCGGACGCCGAAGAAGAAUGGCGCGAAAGCAUCGAGCAAUUAGAGUUGUUGUUGACGAUGGUGCUGGUGCCUUUUGUGGGGAAGUACUUGGGUAGGAAGUGUGCUUAUUGGAGCUGGACCAGAUUCAUGGAAUGGAAGUACCCGGUUGAAGUCGUGGUUACCAAACCUGGAGUGUUCAAGGGGACGGGAGCUGUGGAGGCAAUGGCUCCGAUAUAA